Spodoptera exigua (beet armyworm) is the source of this 2275-nucleotide messenger RNA. NCBI's taxonomy places the organism in Eukaryota, Metazoa, Arthropoda, Insecta, Lepidoptera, Noctuidae. The record is from the annotation of a GenBank genome assembly.
AGUCAACAACAUUCAACAUGUUAUCAACACAAUAGUGAAGUUAUGUUUUGUGUGGAAGUCAGCAUGUUGGUUCGAUUUGCUUUACUUAAAAGGCAUAUACAUUAGCCGGACAGUAAUUCUAACUUAUGUGAAAAGUAAAAACUCGAUUGAAUUAAAAAAAUGUCGUGUUCCAAGGAAGAAAUCGAGAGAAAACGGUUGGCUGCGCUUCAGAAACGGCAAAAUUUACUUGCUAACCGAAAUACUCCUGUGAAAACAAACCCUGUCCAAGGCGGGAGUCCGCUACCCUCAUCGUCAAAUAGUGUUUUUAAAUCUUUUGCUAGUAGUUUAAAUAGAAGUCAUCCUUAUGCUAAGCCUAAAGGUCCUGAAGGUGUUCAAGAAAAUAAAGUUCCUAUAGGCAAAGUAGUCACUGGAACUGUGUACCUGAUCUCGGAAGACAGGUUUGAAGUGAACCCAUCAGAGUUUUGUACACCCCUCAUUAAUAUAUUCAAGAGUUUGCCAUCUAAAAGUUAUGAUUCAAAAUCAAAGUUGUGGAAUUUUUCAAUCAAUGAUUACCAACAGCUGAUGUCCAAGGUGGCUCCAUUGGCACCUCAUGUAGUGUUAGGCCCAAUCCCACCAUAUGUUCUAAAGGUGCUGAAAGAGGAUGCCAUGGAUCCCAGUUGUGUGGACUUGACCCCCAUUGAGGUCACCUUAAGACACAAACUCAUGCCCUUCCAGGUGGAAGGAGUAAAGUUUGGUAUAUCGCGAAGAGGUCGCUGCAUGAUAGCAGAUGACAUGGGUCUGGGUAAGACCUUCCAGGCGCUUGCCAUUGCCAGUUACUACAGACAUAACUGGCCACUUCUCAUAGUUACCACGUCUUCAAUGAGGUAUACAUGGCAGUCCAAGAUACAGGAGUUGCUGCCAUCAGUUCCCAUGAUGAAUGUUGUCACACUCACCAGUGGAAAGGAAACUCAACUGAUUGCAGAUAAACAGACAGAAGUGGUGAUAGUGAGUUAUAAGAUCACCAGCAUGUACACAGAUCUACUUAAGAGCAAGAAGUUUGGAGUUGUUAUCAUAGAUGAAUCUCAUUACCUGAAGUCCCACAAGGCGCAAUGUACGAUGGCACUGCGCAGUAUAACGCGGCAGUGCGCACGCGCAGUGCUCCUCAGUGGCACGCCCGCGCUCAGCAGACCCGCUGAGUUAUACACUCAGCUAUCACUGAUAGAACCUGGGUUCUUCACUUCUUAUACUGAUUAUGGUAAAAGAUACUGUGACGGCAAACAGACGAACUUUGGCUGGGAUAUGACGGGCCAGUCCAACCUGACUGAGCUGCAGAUCAUACUGCAAAAGCGGUUCCUCAUCAGACGGACCAAGGAACAGGUGCUUACUAAGCUUGAGGAGAAAACCAGAGAGACAGUUCUCCUAGACCAAACACUGUUGGACUACAGCCAGGAUACGGAGAAGAAUUUAUCGGAGAUGGCGAACGCUUACAAGACCAGCAAGUCUUCAGAUAAACAGACCGCUUUAAUCACAUACUUCAGCGAGUCUGCCAAGGUCAAGAUACCCGCUGUAUGUAAAUACAUCCGCGAGCUGGUAUCGUCGGAGCCGGCGAGCAAGUUCCUUGUAUUCGGUCACCACCGCGCCGUCAUAGACGCCGUCUGCCUCACGCUGGACGAGGCCGCCGUCUCAUACAUCUGCAUCGUCGGAUCCACGCCCGCCGGCGCCAGGGCUGAGUUAGUGGACACGUUCCAGAACAGCCCGUCCUGUAGAUGCGCCGUAUUGUCCAUCACGGCGGCCAACUCCGGUAUCACGCUCACUGCAGCCAACCUCGUACUCUUCGCAGAGCUACACUGGAACCCCGGGAUCCUGACUCAAGCGGAGUCGCGUGCGCACCGCAUCGGUCAGAGCGCGCGAGUGUCCGUCCGGUACCUGCUGGCGCCGCGUACGGCCGACGACCUCAUCUGGCCCAUGCUGCAGACCAAACUCAAUGUACUCAACAACGUAGGAUUAAGUAAAGAUACGUUUGAAGAUAAUACGUUAAAACAUCAAGAUUCAGAAAAUAACAUAACACAGUACCUCUCUCCUUGUAUGACGAAGAACAAAAACGACUACGUUCCUGGUACAAAUAUUAGAAAAGAUAGUAUGAAAGAAAAUGAAAAUAGCUCAAACGAUCAAACUACUGUUGAUGAUGUAGACAGAUCCUUCCUAGACGAUGAUGAAGAUGAUGAAUUAUUGGCUAACCUUGAUUUGUAACUAAUGUGAUAUUUAUUUGUUUAUAAAAAUGUUUGUAAUAUUAAAA